Messenger RNA from Alternaria rosae, 1379 nucleotides. RefSeq lists its product as uncharacterized. The record is from RefSeq and is a predicted model, not a curated record. Bases 46 to 990 code for a protein of 314 amino acids. NCBI's taxonomy places the organism in Eukaryota, Fungi, Ascomycota, Dothideomycetes, Pleosporales, Pleosporaceae. The transcript has a single exon.
UCAAUCUCAACUGGAGAGAAACCAAGAUCGAGGUACUUCGACGGCAUGUCAGGAGCACCGCGCGGACGAGGUGGGAACCAAGGAUAUAGUAAUGGCCGGGGAGGAAGGGGCUUUUGCAAGGAUAACGGCAGUGGAAGAGGUGAAAGGGGCUUUAAUAACACUUGGACUGGUGGAGCGUUCGAUAGUCUCCAAGAUGGGAAGGGAAGAGGAGUUGGCAACAGCCUUUCGAUCAGAGCCAUGGGAAGUAGUACUGGGAAAGAAGAGUCCUCAUCCGUUCCAGAACGAAAUGCACAGAUCGAGAAGGACUGGAUCAAAGAGAAUCAACAUCGGAUACUCAAGGAGCCAAAAGCUGACAGACUGGCGAAGAGUCAGCAAGCAAAAACCAGACCCGCUCCUGAACAAGAUGCACGUUCCGAGAACGACUGGGUCAAGACAAACCAACACCUAAUAUCCAAGGAGUCAAAAACUGACAGACUGGCGAAGACUCAGCAAACAGAAACUAAACCAGAGUUCUACGUAGAUGUUGCAAGACGGGGAUACAUGCAUCGACGUCCCACACAGAUGAAGCCGCGUCGAGGAAACAAAGACGGACAUCCUACCCCGACACACAGUCGUUCACGCUCACCCGAAGAAGAACGGGAAUUCCUUUCUUCUCUCCCUUCACUUACUCCAGCUCAGGAAGCGCGAGUUCGUUCACCGCCAAGAAAUCAACUACCAGCAACAGCCACCUCAUCUGUCAGGACCCCUGGGAGAGUAGCGUGUUCGACCAAUCCUACGGAGAGGACGUUUCGCAGGGUGAGUGCGAGCUCGUUGCCGACGCCGUCGGAUUCAAUGCAGAGUGACGAUGGCAAUCUCUAUGACCCGAACAAGACUGAAGAGGAGAAAGAGCAAGGUUGGCAGGAAAAUCGUGGACGUAACAUGGGCCUGCUGGUCCCGCCAUGGUCCGGUCCAAGCCUGGGCGCUGAGAUGCGAGAUAUUGAGCGUGGCUAGACCAAUGCUGUAUGCAUUCCAUCCUAUAGAUUCGGACGAUGAAGUGAAAUAAGAAGCAAUUGGAACUAAGUUGACACUCUGGAUGGGUUUCGGUGGAAAGUAGGAUGAUGCCUGUAGAGGUCGCUAACGAGAUGUGCUUCUCGACAUUCCUACCGCAUCUCGAAUCCUCUAACAAGCACGCAUACUCACAAAUACUAGCGUACUAGGCCGGAACGUCUUAUCAUAACGCAUCGUCGUUGACAGGAUACAUGCGGGGUUGAAUCAACGUGCCCACGUAGGUACAUGCAUGCCGCAUGCGCCCCACAUGCGCUAAUCGAUUGGCGCAAUCCCAACCGAUUACACCUGCGCGCGCGUUAAACGACGUCCGCCUACUCACCCACGUGUGACCU